This is a messenger RNA of Archocentrus centrarchus (flier cichlid), 1976 nucleotides long. It is a transcript of the gene b3gat3, whose product is annotated as beta-1,3-glucuronyltransferase 3 (glucuronosyltransferase I). The transcript is spliced from 8 exons. Gene Ontology annotation, molecular function: galactosylgalactosylxylosylprotein 3-beta-glucuronosyltransferase activity. Lineage: Eukaryota; Metazoa; Chordata; Actinopteri; Cichliformes; Cichlidae. The coding region runs from base 353 to 1363 and encodes 336 amino acids. Gene Ontology annotation, biological process: chondroitin sulfate proteoglycan biosynthetic process; carbohydrate metabolic process. Gene Ontology annotation, cellular component: Golgi membrane. The record is from RefSeq and is a predicted model, not a curated record.
CGUGCCGCGCAGAAACCGGAAGCUGUUGGUACAUUAGCUGCAGAAGAAUGUCCUCUUAGCUGAGCGCAAUGAACGGAUGCUGGGAUGCUCUGAGGUGCCUUUGCUCACAUCUGUCCAAAAUGACAUGAAUCCCUGAGCUCCAUCGCUCAGCUCCGCCGUUUCUCGCCUCCGGUAAGAAACCCUGUGGGGAUGUUUGUCUGGCUAUAACAGCUUAGUUUCCACUGGUUUAUCAUUAAGUUCAGUUCAUAUUCGUGUUAUUCGACCUCGCUGGGACUCAGCCCGCUCUGCCCCGUCCGAGGCUUCAGCCUGUCCGCAGUCAGCCGCGUAGAAACGUCCCGCUGGUCAGGGUACCAUGGCAACGAGGAUGAAGCUGAAGCUGAAGACUGUGUUUAUGCUCUACUUCAUGGUCUCCUUCCUGGGCCUCAUCUAUGCGCUGAUGCAGCUUGGCCAACGCUGUGACUGCACAGAACACGACUUCCAUAAAGACCGCACCAUAUCUCGGCUGCGGGGGGAGAUCCGCCAUCUUCAGGAGGAGAUGAAGAAAUCGGAGGUGACAAAACAACCUCAGAAACAGCCAGCCAAACCUUCCCUGCCCACCAUCUUUGUCAUCACUCCAACAUACGCGAGGCUGGUGCAGAAGGCCGAGCUGACUCGUAUGUCCCAGACUUUACUCCACGUCCCUCAGCUCCACUGGAUCGUGGUGGAGGACUCGCCGCACAAGACGGCUCUGGUGACCGACCUCCUGAUGAAGAGCGGCCUCACUUACACGCACCUACACAUGCCCACCGCCAAGGACCGCAAACUACAAGAGGGUGACCCUAGCUGGCUCAAGCCCCGUGGAGUAGAGCAGAGAAACGAGGGGCUACGGUGGCUUCGGGAGGACAGGAGGGCUCAGCCAGGAGGGGACAACCAGCAAGGAGUGGUGUACUUUGCUGAUGAUGAUAACACAUACAGCCUGCAGUUAUUUGAAGAGAUGAGGAGCACCCAGCGGGUGUCGGUGUGGCCGGUGGGGCUUGUUGGAGGGAUGAAAUAUGAAAGGCCUGUGGUUGAAGGAGGAAAGGUUGUUCGCUUCCAUACCGGCUGGCGUCCCAGUCGCCCCUUUCCGAUCGACAUGGCUGGUUUCGCUGUAUCCCUUAAAUUAGUCCUGGCCAAUCCGGAGGCAUGCUUCGAUGGAGAGGCACCAAUGGGCUUGCUGGAAAGCAGCUUUCUUCAGGGACUGGUUACCAUGGAUGAACUGGAGCCCAAAGCAGACAACUGCACUAAAGUGCUGGUGUGGCACACACGGACAGAGAAACCGAAGAUGAAGAGAGAGGAGGCGCUGCAGGCUCAGGGAAUGGGUUCAGACCCUGCUGUGGAGGUCUGAGGAGCACACACACCCACGGUGUAUGAUAUACUCUGCUGUUUAAUGCUGCAUAUGUAACUCUGCAUUGUAAAUACUGUAAAACACUAAAGCGUCGGUUAGAAGAGAACCUGGUUAUGACUGUCUGUUAUAUCAGGUUGUAAAUAUAGGUGUAUAUCCACUGUGUGUUUUGUCACAAUUGUGCUGAUGUCUUUGUUCGAUUACCUGUUGGGGGCGCCAGUGUAGAGGUUUGUGAAGCCAUGCUGUUCUCCUGCUGCUGGAGCAUUUUUGCUUGAAACUGGAAGGAGGAUGCGUCUAAUAGCAGAAGCGUCUCGUGUCAUUCAUGUUUACUUGUAGCUCAGUGGAUCUCCUGUGAUAUUUCUCACUCCUGGCAGCAGUUAGACGUUUUUAUGGCUGAGUUACAUCAGGGGCUGGAUGUAUAAAUGAUGCGACAGGCAAAAAAAAACAUGCGCACAAACUGGUAUUUAGAAAGGAAGAAAGGAAGUACGCAUGAAGCACAUUCAUGGGUACAAACAUAAUUCAUUUUUAAUGGAAAGUUGAGCCUGAUAUGAUAAAGUGAAAAGGGAUUAAAAUAAUACAUAAAAUAAAGCUUGUAAUUUGAAUUAAUUUUUGUUUU